Molecule: messenger RNA, 1173 nt
Organism: Brassica napus (rape)
Lineage: Eukaryota; Viridiplantae; Streptophyta; Magnoliopsida; Brassicales; Brassicaceae
Product: bZIP transcription factor 29-like
Exons: 4
Coding region: 1-1173 (390 amino acids)
Biological process (GO): regulation of DNA-templated transcription
Cellular component (GO): nucleus
Molecular function (GO): DNA-binding transcription factor activity
Source: RefSeq, a predicted model, not a curated record
AUGGAUCGCCAGGCCGAGAACGUUCCUUCCCAGACAAGCUUCGUCCUCUCCACCCAAUUCCCGUGUCCUCCCAGUGGCCAGAACAGAGGCAGCAUGCCGCCUCCUCGUCGGAGCUCAUUGCCACCCCUUCCCCCAAAGAGACCAACAACAACAACAACCACACGUCAUCAGCAAAUCGGGUUGCAGAAUUUCAACCCCGGACCAAGGCUCCUCCCCCCUCAGUCGCCUGUCUUCCGCUCAUGGACCCCCAUGAGUAGUCCUGCACCGUCAUCGUCGUUCCAGUACCUUCAGUCAGCGCCGCCGGUGGCUUACCACAACGCGGCGUUGCCUCCGAGGCCCCCAACCACCUCCGUCAGUGCUCGCGGAAGUGCCUACAGCGGUAACGACUCAGCUGUUUUCCCCUCUAUGGAUGCUAUGAAGAUGAUCUAUCCGGAGCCCAUAGAGAUGCCCGUUGGCGUGAACUAUUCAAAGGAAGGCCAUGGGGAACCAGCCGGUUUCAUGGACGAGCAAGUCUACAUGGACCUGGAUGAGAUUUUUGAUUUUUCUACUAAGGAUGAUGACGUGGCGAGAAUCGGUAGCGGAUCUUCUGAGAAUAACAAGAGAAACGCGGGUGUAAAGAAAAGAGCAGCACCUUCGAGAAAAACGAGAAGGAAGAGUGUUUCACCAUCAGUGGAUUGCAAUAACCUCAACAAUUGGAAGUCCAGCGUGGCGAUUGAAAAAGGGAUGUUUACUGAAUCUCAAAUGAAUGAGAUUGCGCGCUCCAAGACACUCCAAAAAUACGUUGUAACUGAUCCUAAGUAUGCCAAAAGGAUGUUGUCAAACCGGGUAGGAGCACGACGUUCAGUCAAGAGGACGGCGCAGCACAUUUUAAAUUUGGAAGAAAAGGUACAAACUCUUGAGAAAGAGGGUGCUACACUAACUGUCCAUACCAGCUUUGCGGAGAAAAAGAAAUUGGGCCUGGAAGAGGAGAACAAGCAGCUAAGGAUUCGUCUUAAAGAAAUCCAGGACCAGUCCAAACGUGCUAAUGCCUCGAAGGAAUGUAACAAUGAAGAAAUCAAUUGGGUGAAGCAGAAGGGAGCAGAAGAGGUAUUCCCAGACUGGGAUACGACAAUGGACGAAUUCUUGUUGGAGCAACUGAACGAGUUAAAUGAGGAGCCGGAGACGAACUAUUAG